Messenger RNA from Penicillium atrosanguineum, 1290 nucleotides. RefSeq names its product NAD(P)/FAD-dependent oxidoreductase. The record is from RefSeq and is a predicted model, not a curated record. Bases 1 to 1290 code for a protein of 429 amino acids. NCBI's taxonomy places the organism in Eukaryota, Fungi, Ascomycota, Eurotiomycetes, Eurotiales, Aspergillaceae. The transcript has 2 exons. Gene Ontology annotation, molecular function: oxidoreductase activity.
AUGGUGCAGCUCAAGUUUUCUGCUCGGUGCUUCUGCAUUCUUUCUCUUCCUCUUGUUUCCGCUUUGACUGUCCCUCAGAAGCCCAUUGCGCAUUACUCGGAAGAUUCUGUCUCUGAUCAGACUAUAAAUCUUGCUGCCGAGGAUACCGGGUUCAACAUCACAGAUUACACCACACUAGACGAGUGGAAUCCUACAGAAUGGGAUUACGAUGUUGUGAUCGUCGGAGGUGGCCCCGGUGGUCUGGCUGCAUCGAUGUCUCUCGCUCGAGUUGCCCGCACAUCCCUCCUGUAUGAUUCUCAGGAGUAUCGAAAUGAACAGACACGAUACAUGCAUGACGUCCUAGGCCAAGAUGGCCAGGUACCUUUAAAGUUUCGAACAGCUGUCCGACAGCAAAUUGACGAACUCUACCCUGAUUAUGCAUUUUGGGCCACUCGCAAGAAGAAGGUUACCGGGAUCAUUCCUCUGGAGAAAGGGUUCCGUGUAUAUGAUGACAAGGGCGGCAAAGUCACAGCCAAGCGGGUCAUCCUGGCCACUGGUAUCAAGGACGUCAUACCCAAUAAGCCCGGCUUUGCAGAGGCCUUUGGCAGAGGCGUAUUUUGGUGUCCUUGGUGCGAUGGCCAUGACUACAAGAAUCGCAAAAUGGUUGUCUAUGGCAAGCUUGCCAGCGCCAUUGGAUCUGCCCUAAAUUUCAGGAAGUUGACGACCGAUAUAACCAUCGUGACCGGGGGACCCCUUACAAAGGAGGACAAAAAUGAAGCGGAAGCACGCUGGCCAGGCUGGGAGACCGUCAUGAAGAACACUUACAAGAUCCCUAUCCGAGAAAAUGGCAUCACCAAGAUCGAACGUACCACAACCAAUAUGGAGCCUAAGGACGACGAGUACAGAGUGCACUUGGACGGCGGUAGCCCCAACCCGCUGGUCACAAAUGGAAUGCUUAUUUCAGUACCUACUGCCCAGACAUCCAGCCUUCACAAACAGCUGCGCUUGGAGAUGGAUGGAAAGUCUGUGAAGGUCAAGACAAGCAUGGAGUCAAGUGUCGGUGGUCUCUAUGUUGUCGGCGAUGCCAAUAACGAUGGCUCUACCAAUGCAUAUCAUGCGAUGUGGUCGGCGAAGCGGGCUGCUGUCAAUGCGCACGUCUCUAUGUCCAAACAAGAAUAUCUCGAGGACGUGCCUAAAAGCAUGGUAGCAGCGGCGGGAGGGGAUGAAGACUUCUAUCGGCUGCAGAUUGAAGAUCUUGAAUCCCAGAUUGGUGAUGAUGUCGAACAAACUUAUAAGGCACUCGGUGGUUGA